AAAUGCGACUAUUGUGGAAGCACCUUUGGGCGCCAGGAGCAUCUCACUCGGCAUAAGCGAUCGCACACUAGAGAAAAGCCUUUUUCAUGCUCGGCAUGCGGCAAGAGCUUCUCCCGAUUGGAUGUUCUCACUCGUCAUGCGGCCUCUCAUGAUGAGGUCGCAAAUGAGUCUCGGCGGCCCGUGGCAUCUUCCAGGGCAUGUCAGGCAUGCGCUGUGAGCCGUUCGCGAUGCUCAAAAGAGAGCCCCUGCCGUCGCUGCACAGGUAAAGGUCUCGAGUGCAAAUACCCAGCUGGCCGCCGCCGAGGUCCUCGUGCAGCGUUACGGUCUCCGGACGAGAGUGCUCCUCCCAGAGGUAGACUUGAUAGCCAGGGAGAGGUCAUGGAGUAUUCCGAUCCAGUGCAAGUUCCACAACCUCCAGGGAUGACCGAGAUACCAUUCUCGACCCCGAAUCAUGCGCCAGAAAGGCGCGCAGUCGAAACCUCGUGGACUCUUCCGCAAGUCACAGGAGACAACGGUCAACAUUUUCAAGUCAACAACUGCGAAGUAGGUUACGGGAUGAAUCCCAUGAACAACUUUAUCCAGAACGAGGAAUUUCCCGAGCAAUCUGCUGGUAUUUCGGCCAUCAAUUGGCUUUCUCCUCAGUACUACUCAGAUUUUGAUUGGGGCAUCAUGUCUUCUGUAAACGAGAGAGAAGCUUUUCCAGCCAACCUGGACGGUGUGCAAACCGUCAUGAAUGCCUAUGAGGCCGUACGACAAGGGCCUUGGCUGAACCUCCUCAACAGUCAGCCAGUCCAGGCUUCGAAUGCCGCACUUCCACCAGCAUCAGCACAACAGCUCAAUCCAUCAGGAACGACGCCCAGGAGUAGACCGAACGGAAGUACGACUGGAUCCGUAGAAUCGUCAUCAACCACAGCGACUUACUAUGUCGAUGGUGCUCCAUCUAGAGCACCUUUCAAGGGUCGCCCGUCACAAAGAAGUCUAGUCUUGGAUAACUUGAACACAGCGCGGCCCGAAGAUGACACUCCGACUCCUAGCACAGCGGCUCUAGGCACCCCGAAGGAUUCUGAUGAAGCGACAGGGCUUGAUCUAUCUGUGCAGGCCUACGAUAACCUUCUACAACAUAUCAACACUGAACCUUUUCUUCAAGGCCGUAGCGCGACACCACUUCCAUCAAUAGCACACGCUCGAGUUUAUUUCCGAUUGUACUUUCAACAUUUCCACCCCGCUUAUAACUUCCUACAGAAAUCGACCGAUUUCUAUCAUGAGCCAGCAAAUUGGCCACUUCUGUUGGCAGUCUGCGCGAUUGGCUCAGUUUACUCCCGUGGCGAGGUCAAUCUCUGUUUCAGGGACCUAUUUCUUGAACUUUUGGAAAGCGCGGUACGAUUUUACAUCUCAACAGGCGCCCUGGAUGAUGCGGCAGGCUCAUGUCAAGUGUCACUGGCAAGCCCUGGGGAAGAUUCAGUAGGUCUAGUCAUUGCUCAAACGUCUACCCUCUGGUUGAUACACAACCUGCACAAUGGUGUCUUCGGCGAUCGCUACGAUCUGGCAUUCCUAGUACGGCACUUCUUGAUCAAUGCCUGUCGAAAGAUGGAUCUGCUGGGUAAACGUGAGGAUACGCAACAAGUAGCGCAAUACGUAGAUGGACCACAUGCCCUCACAAGAUGGCUGGAGAGGGAGGCCAGACUAAGAACUGGCCUCAUGAUAUGGAUUCUUGAUGCUAUUGUAUUCCUGGAGAGGGGUCAAGAUGUAUUACUCAAAUUGGGCGAUGCAAAAGGCCAGAUGCCGUGCCUUGAUUCUAUCUGGGACCAGCCUACUGCAAAGAAACUGGGGCAGCUGCAGUCUAAGCCAGGUGAACCCGCAGUCACUUUACCUGAGGCCAUGGAAAUGCUCUACAUGGAGAAGAGACUGCCACCGAACCUGGCUGACUUCAGCACCAUGGUGCUCACGUACGCCAUCAUCAGGCGUACCAAGGAAGCGAUAUACCACAACCAGAUCAGGCUCAACUCAUGGACACCGACAGCCGACGUCCAGAAGUGCGGUCCUGGUGAUACCGCCGAGGAGACUUGGCCCCCGUCGCUGCCUAUCCUAUCGAGAUGGCGGAACAGUGCCUGCGACUCCCUCGACCUCCUCCACUGGAACGCUAACGCGAUCAUCGCCAAAGCGGGUGGAUGGGAGCAUCCCGUCAUCUUACAUCUCCACCUAUCUCGCCUCGUACUUCUCGCUCCUAUAACACACUUACAAACACUAGCCGCUGCCGCCUCGGCGCGAGCAUCCUCCCGCAACGUUGACAACUCCAAAGUUGAAAAGGCGAGAUCUCUCGUCACCCAGUGGGCUCUGCGUGACCAGUACAAGGCCAGACUAUCGGUCGUUCAUGCAGGCGCAAUGCUUUGGCACAUCCGUCGCUACAGCGUUGGCAACUUUCUGGAGCCCUUUGGCAUAUUCACUGCAACAUUGGUGGUUUGGGCGUACAGCACGAUGAUGCUGUUCAUGAAGCGGCAUCAGAACCCGAGCUCUCACUUGGCCAGCGACGGCCCCGGCCAGCAACAUAGCCCGAUGGAGGCAGUGGCAGAAGUUGAAGAGGACCCAGAGCCUAGCUUCCUCCACCUCGACCGGCCAUGUGACGACGAGAUGGUGCAGACUUAUGUGAGGCUAGGCCAUAAGAUGGCGGGCCACAUGGCCAAGGUGGGUGAUAUCUGCAAUGAUGGGGCUCCUCGAAAGAUUCUCAAAGAAGGGAUGCAGAUGCUC
Molecule: messenger RNA, 2745 nt
Organism: Colletotrichum acutatum
Lineage: Eukaryota; Fungi; Ascomycota; Sordariomycetes; Glomerellales; Glomerellaceae
Exons: 4
Biological process (GO): DNA-templated transcription; regulation of DNA-templated transcription
Molecular function (GO): zinc ion binding; DNA binding; DNA-binding transcription factor activity, RNA polymerase II-specific
Source: RefSeq, a predicted model, not a curated record